UUAUAAACAAAUCACUUACUGCACAGAUCAAUUUUGGGCUCCAAACUCGCCGGAAGGAUUUCCUAAGAAGAACUUAUCUAUACGUGAAUAUAAUUGUAGCUCAUUACGGUCGUUGUCGUGCAUUCGGCACAAGCAAACGUACAUCAAGCCGGUGUAAAAAAUAUAUACAACAAACAAGAAAAAUAUUUGAAGUGCUAAAAAAUAGAUACUAACUUGGAGACAAAUAAAUAUGUGUACUCAUCUCUCAGUAAAAACUUGAUCUAACAAGAACAAAACCAGAAAAUCCAAUUAUGUGUAGAAACUAAAACAAUAAAUUUUAAUUGCCGUUAUACUUACGAACGUAUUUUACUGACAGUAGUCGGUUUUUGCAUCCCUAUUUGCUGUGCUGGUGUCAUCGCACCGUUUCUUUACAUCGCCAUCCUCGCCAAAUGUCAAUGAAAGUAGAAUGAAAAUAUGAAUAAACAAAACAAUUAAAUUCAAAGGAAAGCUAGUAAAUAAUCAAAAAUCAUUCAUAACAUUGUCCAAAAGUGUUUCGGUUGAGCUAUAGUAAUUUUCUGUAGAAAAGUGUUAAAACUGAAUUGAGCGACCAGUGAAAUUUAGCAGCCGAUCAUCAUGGAUGAUGAGUUCAAAUUGUGCUGGAAGAAUUUCCAGGACAAUAUUGCAUCCGGCUUCCAAAGUUUGUAUGAUCGCGGAGACCUGGUCGAUGUGACAUUAGCAUGUGAUGGAAAACUUCUUCAGGCGCAUAAAAUUGUCCUCGCCAUAUGCAGCCCAUACUUCCAGGAAAUAUUUGUAACAAAUCCCUGCAAGCAUCCAAUAAUUAUUCUCAAAGAUGUCUCCUACACAAUCAUGUGCGAACUUUUGGAAUUUAUGUACCAAGGCGUUGUCAAUGUCAAACACACGGAACUUCAAGCAUUCAUGAAAAUUGGCCAAUUAUUACAAAUAAAAGGCUUAGCUACCAACAACUCGUCUCCACCGGCUGGUCCGUCGUUAUCGGAAAAAUCAAACUCAAAUCACAAUACUACAGAGGAAAAGGAACCAUCACAGGUUUCCAGAUCAACGCCGAAAUCUGCUGCCUCGCCCAAUCACAACGACUCGACUACCAGUAACACAGAAAAACCAUCACAAACAACACCAGCACCAACAACAAGCUCAAAUACCCCACAAAGAGUGCAGUCGCCUGAUAUUUCUAUGUCCUCCCCUGCCUCGCCUUCGCUAAAUAUAUCCAGUGUCACUCAGAAACAAGUCGAAAAUAAUUUACAUCACAAUUUCCAUUUAACCACUGCUGGCAAUUCAGGACUCAAACGUCAUUUAUCCGACUACAAUUCGGACUCAUUAUCUAUAUAUUCCAGGAACAAGAAUCGUCGGACAACAAUGCCGACGGAUCAGAGCAGCGAUAACAAUGAAGGAUCCGAUGUUGGUGGUGGCAGCAGCAUGGAUCAAAUGAAUGCCGAAGAUUUUUUUAUGCCUCAUAUGUCAAUGGUGGAGGGCCGUUACGAUUUGAACAGUGUGAAAAGAGACAGUUCCGAACAUCACCUCAAUGCAAAUAGUCCCAGUGCCGCGGCAGCCGCUGCGGCCGCAGCAUCAUUGCGCAACUCAUUUAACCCCGCAGCAUUUGGGCUGGACUAUUCAUUCUAUAAGAACAGCAAUAGCGGAUCGGCCUCGACAAUUGCCCAAGAAUUCCCCAAUGAAUUGAAUAUAUCCAGUGGUGAUUACAGUAAAGGAUUUGCCAAUCACAUGGAUAUACCGCCAAAUUGUCCCAAUGUGGUGAUGUUAAGUUCAACAUCUUUGCUUCACGGAAAUUGUGUUUUUAAUCGCAAUAACACCGUGGCCACACAACAGGGCAUGAAAACCUAUUGGUUAUGCAAAUCAUAUCGAAUUAGUAUGUGCCGAGCCCGUUGUAUUACACAUCAAGGAAAAAUUAUAUCCGCCACAGGAGUCCAUAAUCAUACUCCACAUAUGAGAGGAAAUAACGCCGGUGGUGCAGGUGGUCCCCCCAUGAACGAUGUCAACAUGGGCCCUACUAAUAGUAAUAACAUGAGUGGUGGUAGUGGACCUAGCGGGAGAUUCGCCCAAAAUAUACCAGGACCAAGUGCAAAUAUAUUUCCAACCAAUUACCAUGGAUCACAUCAUGGUCAUCCUAUGUCACCGUCAACGCCACCGCCUAUGCAGCAUACAACAUUCACCGCAAAUGAAGCCAAUGCAAUAGCUCCCACUAGUUCCCACCAUUUUGUACAAAUGACACCAAACCUGGGACAGCAUCAGCUAUCAAGUUUACAUCCACCGGCACCGCACCCACAAUCAUCCAAUAAUAAUAGUACAACGAUAAUGCAUCCCCAGCCACACGGUAGCUACGACAUUACCUCACCAUCUUCGGGAGAACACAGUCGAAAUGCAAAUCCACAAGUUUACGAUACUAGUAGUAAAUCUCAGAAAGGUUUUCUAAAUGAUGAUCACAUAUCUGUACAAAAUGCUGCAGAGCUUUCGCCUUCACAUCAUAUGAAGGAAGAAGGUGAUCGUCAGCAAAACGAUAAAUCAUCAACAGAUCAUCACCACCCACAGCAGCAACAGCAGCAACCACAACCCCAUCAUAAGCAGCAACAUGAGCCAGUGCAAGUAAUUGACUCCAUAACGAUAUCACCAGGCGGAAAUGGUCACAACUUUAAAAUGGAGCCCUUAUAAAUAACCAUCACAGACGAAAUCAUUCAACAGAUGCAACCAAUGCAUAGCGAACUGCAAAUAGUUUAUACAUAAAUAUUACUUAGUUAUGGCCCACAGAAUAGCUUAUUUCAAAUUAUAUCUUGUUGGCAUCGUCUAUAGAAUAUAUGUAUUAUCUAAAUAAUUGAAUGUGUAUUCAGUUCUAAUAUACAUAUGUAUGUAUUAAUUUUAAAGAAAUAUUUCUGUUUACAUUUUAUUCCUUAAAUAAUAUUAAUAAAUAUAAUUGCAAUUUUGUAGGACACAAACCAAUAUAGAAAAGGAA
Musca domestica (house fly) is the source of this 2977-nucleotide messenger RNA. RefSeq names its product broad-complex core protein isoforms 1/2/3/4/5. The transcript has 3 exons. Bases 613 to 2679 code for a protein of 688 amino acids. Gene Ontology annotation, biological process: regulation of transcription by RNA polymerase II. NCBI's taxonomy places the organism in Eukaryota, Metazoa, Arthropoda, Insecta, Diptera, Muscidae. Gene Ontology annotation, cellular component: nucleus. Gene Ontology annotation, molecular function: protein binding. The record is from RefSeq and is a predicted model, not a curated record.